CUGGCCGGACAUCUGUGAGAGCGAAUUCACUUUCACAGUCCCGAAAUGUUCCCUGCAACACCUUCACGGAAAAUGGUUACGGGAUGAAGGAGAAACAAGAAACAAGCCCAUUCUAGCGGUUCAGAAGAAAAUCUAUCCUCGAGCCUAAAUACUACCUAGCCUUUCAGAAAUGGAUAGUCCACUACGUGGGGCUCCCCCCACUCCUCCACAGUCUCCUGCCCACUUUGACAUUGGCCUCUCCCGCGCCCCGCACAGUCCUUCCCAGCAGUCUCGGCGGUCACAGCUCAACGCUGCCAGCGGUGUUUCUAUGGCAACAGGGACCGACACGCCCAGCUCUCGCUCUCCACAGCCUUCUCCGCAGCACACUACAGGAGAGGGAGUUUCUGGAGAUAUUAAUAUACAAGAGCUGGAGGAGAGAGCCAGAGCAGGAGAUGCUAAGGCACAGACUGAGAUGGGGAGAUACUACCUGCGAUUGGCCGAGCAGGAGGAGGACGAGGUGAACAGCGUCACCGCGGUGUCGUGGCUUCUGCAGGCGGUGAAAAAUGGGCGAAGAGAUGCGGUGAAGCUUCUGCAGCGAUGUCUCAACGAGGGGAAGGGCAUCACUGCUGAGAACAGGGAGGAGGUGCGCAGUCUUGCUCUGGAGUCUCGCUUUGAGAGGAGUGUGAGGAAGGCGGCUCUGCUCAUGUACUGGAAACUGAACCCAGAGCGGAAGAGCAACAUCACCGCCACCGAGCUACUGGACAAUGCUGACCACAUUAACACUGAGACAGAUGGCCCCGCUCCCCAGGGGCCUCUCUCCACUUCCGCUCUACGACAGAAGAAAGUGCUAGAAGGCCUCAUCUCCACUGAAUCUGGUCAGUGUGUGCGUGUGGAGGACUUUGUAGAGAACACUAAGCGCUACGCACUGGGCGUCGCCCCCUCACCAGCCUUAGACGGUGCCACAGGAGUGGACGACGAUGAUGACGAAGAGCCGGUGAAGAACCCAGACGAGCUGCCCCUGCACCAGAAGGUGUUGAAGUUCCCGCUGCAUGCGGUGCUGGAGAUCAAGGAGGUGCUGAUCGAGUGGGCGUCGCGCGCGGGCAUGCAGUGGCUCAGCGCGCUCAUCCCCACGCACCACGUCAAUGCGCUGGUCUUCUUCUUCAUCAUUUCCAACCUGACGCUGGACUUCUUCCUGCUGGCCGUGCCGCUGGUGGUCUUCUACCUGGCCUUCGCCUCCAUGGCCAUCUGCACGCUGCGCGUCUUCCAGGACAGCCGCGGCUGGGACAACUUCCGGGCGCUCACGGCGCUGCUGGCGCGCUUCGAGCCGGGCCUGGACGUGGAGCAGGCCGAGUCCAACUUCAGCUGGAGCCACCUGGAGCCGCACCUCUACUUCCUGCUCUCCGCCUUCUUCCUGGUGCUGGCCUUCCCGCUGGCCGACGGGGCCUGGGUGCCGUGCGCGGAGCUGGCGGCCGUGGCCAUCUUCUUCACGGUCAGCAGCUACUUGAGCCUACAGCCCGUCGCGCAGCCCCCCGCCCGCCACGCGCUGCUGACCCAAGCCGCCAUCGCCCUGUGCACGCUGACCGACAAGCAGCUGGGCGGUUGGCUGGGGAGGCUGGUGGGCGGGGCCUGGUUGAGUGUGCCGCUGGGCGAUUGGGCGACGCUGAACCUGGGCGUGCCCUGCCUGCUGUACGGGUACCUUCUGAGCGUGUGCGGCCGCAUGGUCUCCCUGCGCGGGUUCCGCGGGUUCUACUGCGUCCUGCUGCCUUACCUGCUCUGCUUCGUGUGGGCCGAGCUGGCCGGCACCCUUCUGGAACAUUCCUCGCCCAUUGGCCUGAUGCGCACCUGCGUGGGCUACCUGCUCUUCGUCUUCGCGCUGCCCGUGCUGGCCCUCGGCAUAGUGGCGGCCGCCGCCGUGCAGCUGGCCCAGUGGUUCCUGUCGCUGGACGUGGCCAAGAUGUGCGUGACGGUGUGCGUGCUCGCCUGCCCCGUGCUGCUGCGCUGGUGGACGCGCUUCAGCAUGUCGCCGCUGGCCGUGCUGCGGUCACUGCGGCGCAGCAGCCUGGUCAAGCUCAUCCUGGUGUGGAUCAGCGCGCUGGUGCUCUUCUGCUGGCUCUAUGUGUUCCGCAGCGAGGGCAUGAAGGUCUACAACUCCACGCUCAGCUGGCAGCAGUACGGCGAGAUCUGCGGACCCAGGGCGUGGCGUGACAGCAGCAUGGCCCAGACGCAGGUCCUGUGCAGCCACCUGGAAGGCCACCGGGUCACCUGGACCGGCCGCUUCCGCUACGUGCGCGUCACCGACCUGGAGAACGGCGCACAGGCACUGGUCAACAUGCUCCCGGGCCCCGUGGCUGACUGGCUGCGCUGUUUCUACGGCGACGAGUACCCGCCGUGCGAGGAGCCGGCGCCCCCGCGCCCCGUCCCGGCCGACUCGCCACCGCCCGACCCGCUGUGCCGCAUCAAGCCCCUCGCCAAGCACCCCUGCCACCUCAAGCGCUACGACCGCCUCAAGAUGGAGGUGACCGUGGGGAUGCCGCGCGGAGGCGGAGAGGGCAGCAGUAACGGCGGUGCGGGCAGCGAGGACGACGCCACCAAGGACAUCGUGUUGCGGGCGAGCGACGAGUUCCGCGCGGUCCUGCUGGCGCUGCGCUCGGGCAGCCUGCUGGAGUUCAGCACGGUGCUGGAGGGCCGGCUGGGCAGCAAGUGGCCGGUGUUCGAGCUGAAGGCGCUGCGCUGCCUCAACUGCGACGGCGUGGCCCACCCGACGGUGCCCGCCGGCCGGCAGCUCAAGCUGGAGCAGGACUGGCGCGCCCGCCUGCGCCACGCCCUGGCCUUCGCCUUCCACUUCCUCUUCCACCCGCUCUUCUCCGUCCGCGCCGACCACGCCGAGGGCCACUCCGGCACCGUGACCACCGAGCUGCAGGCGUAACGGUCGAGUCGGGUGGGGUCGGAGUGGGGCGAGGGUGGUUGUCAGGGAACACCCUUUUUAAAGGUUUGGAAAGACAGUGAAAAUGUGAAACCCAGUGCAAUCUCACUACAGUGUGCUGGCAGCAGAUAUUCAGUGUUAAAUACAGUGGCAGCACUGCUGUGUGUGUGUGUGUGUGUGUGUGUGUGUGUGUGUGUGUGUGUCCGCAUCUCUCUGCAAGAAAUCAAGAGAGAAUGGCAUUGUGAUGGCAGUGACUUGCUGCAGUAGCUUAUAAUGUUAUUCAAUUAAUAUACAAUCAAUGAAGAAUUCAGUGUAUGUCCGCCUUGAAACUAAGAAUGUGUGUGUGUGUGUGUGUUGUGUCUGUGUGUGUGUGUGUGUGUGUGUGUGUGUGUGUGUUUAUGAGUGAGAGUGAGUUAAAUUGACUGGUUUAGUCAAUGGUCUGAUCCUACCAAAGAGUUAGGGACCUUGUGCCUUUAAUAUACAGGCUAGGUAUACUGAACGGUACAAUAAUACUGGUGGUUUUCAUGUUUCUGUGUUUCAUAGGGUAUGAUAAGUAUUCUAAUAAUUAUGUUUUAUUAGAGAUUAGUAGGGUGGUGUGGAACCUGGAUUUGAACAGUUCAGAGUUGUUUAUUUGUUUUGAGGUUUCAACCACUGCAUUGACCUAGAAAGUAACUAUAGACGGAGAGCAUUAGCCAUUAUCUGGAAGGGUUGCAUCAGAUAGCAGAACAUCCAGAUCUAGAUUGGAUCUAGAUCAUGCUUAGAACAGAUCUGGGUCAUAUCUCGGCCAGAUUCAUCUGUUGUUUUUGCAGGUAGUUAAAACAGGAAAGGAGGUGUUGAGCAGAGAUUUGUCAUGUUUAUCAUCAGGAAACGUACACUUCCCUUCAAACACUCAACACACUACAGUCAACAGACACACACACACACACACACACACACACACACACACACACACACACACACACACACACACUCAAAUUAAUCUAUGAGCUGGACUCUAACCUCAUGAUUGCUUAUUUGGUGGGGCCAUCUUUACAGAAUGUGAUGGCAUUGCUUUGAUCCUGCAAUGUGACCAAUAAAAACAGCCAUUUGGGA
Alosa alosa (allis shad) is the source of this 3994-nucleotide messenger RNA. It is a transcript of the gene wfs1b, whose product is annotated as Wolfram syndrome 1b (wolframin). Gene Ontology annotation, biological process: endoplasmic reticulum unfolded protein response; calcium ion homeostasis. The transcript is spliced from 9 exons. Gene Ontology annotation, molecular function: protein binding. Bases 170 to 2905 code for a protein of 911 amino acids. The record is from RefSeq and is a predicted model, not a curated record. Gene Ontology annotation, cellular component: endoplasmic reticulum membrane; endoplasmic reticulum. NCBI's taxonomy places the organism in Eukaryota, Metazoa, Chordata, Actinopteri, Clupeiformes, Clupeidae.